AUCACGUUCACGUAGUUGAUUCCUCGCACCUGCUUUGGUCAAGGCACAUGUUGGUAAAAAAAAAAAAGUAUCGACAGAGAUUGAUUAGCUGUCAUUAGCUUUAACUUUGCUUGAUACAUUGAACAACAAGCAUAGCAAUUGUUGUUUAGAAAGAUGACCAUGGACGACUUUCAAUUCAUGGAUAGCUUCAAGAGAAAACGCAUCAAAUUGACCCUCAAGACUGCUACUUUCCUUGGAAUUGUUCAGCGGAUAAACACCAAUAAAACUGUGAUUUUAGAGGACGUUGUGGAUGUCAAGAAUGGAAGGAAAUUCCCUGGAGUGAAACUAUUCUUUGGACAUGAAAUUCUGAAUGUGGAAUUCCCAAAUGUAACAAAGACUGACCGAGAUAACACCAGUGACCACAGACCUGAAGGUCACCUGACAGUGGCAGAGUUCCAGCCUUACAGGAAGGGUCUCAUACUGAAUGACGAUGAUGAGAGCCAUGUCAACUUUGUGGUCAUUGAUGAGUUCCAUGAGAAGUUUGGUCCUGCUAUGAUGCACAUCCGGAAGCAGCAGGUGAUCGGGAUAGGAGCUGACGGAGUCGGGACGUUCCAGCACGAGAGACUCUGUUGGCUGCAGAUUGCCACUAAGAACAAAGUGUACCUCUUUGACAUCCUGUUGCUUGGAGCCCGGGCCUUUAAGAACGGCCUGUCCAUGAUCCUAGAAAAUAACCACAUAUUAAAGGUCACUCAUGACUGCCGGAGCCUCGCCGGAUGUCUGAUGGCUCAGUUUGGCGUAAAUCUCACCAACGUCUUUGACACGCAGGUGGCAGAUAUCCUGUGCUUCUACACAGCGACCGGUGGCUUCCUGCCAGACAGGGUCAGUCCCCUACCGAAGGUGGUGAGCCUACAUUUGAAGAUGUCCUCGUCACAACUCUCCUCUCUCAACAUCAAGUCUCUGCUCACCAAGGAGGACAAAGAGGUGUGGUACGUGCGUCCCUGCCCUUUGUCCCUGCUGAAGGUCAUGGCCCUGUCGGUGAUCCACCUGCAGCCUCUGAGACUGGUGCUGCUGGAUGCCCUCAUGGCUGACUACACAGGCCUGGUGGACUCCUACCUCAGCGGCAGCCGAGAGGAACCUGUCCACAUGCAGAACAUCGGCUCGAGCAGUGUUCUUGAGCUGCCCAGCGAGCUGCGGGAGUUGGAGCACACGCGUCAGAAGCGCCAGAAGUGGGCCGUCGACCGCUACCCUGUCACUAAGCAGGGCCUGCUGGAGCGCUCCAACCCCAGACCCCUACCCCCAUCACAGAAUGGGCAGGGCAAGGACACAGCCACCCAAAGACAACCAGACCCUCCUGUCCCCACAGAAGUGGUGCCUGUAGUCCCAGCACCAGGACAGCGCCCAGCAGAGAAACCCCGUCCCAGCAAUACCCUGGGGGCCUCCGACCCCGACGCUAUGACCAGUGCCCUGACACAAGAGGCCCAGCAGAGCUACAGGAAACAGCCGUCUGGAGUCGUCAGCCCAGUGGCUCCAUCAGGAGCAACAGGACUCUUGGAGAUAGUGAUGGACACAAUGGCAGGCAGAGGGAGGUCCCUGUUGAAAGACCCAACGCCACCCAUUCUCCCUGUGUUCCCCUACCUGGGAAGAGGCCUGGCUCUCCCGAUACCAGCAGCCCAGGUCCCCAAGGAGAGCCCCGGAGCCCUGAAGACCCAGGCCCCAGUGGGGAGGGUGGAGGUGCCUGUCCCCCCAGGCCCAAUACCCAGCCCAAUACAGCCAUCUGAAAACAUCCCUGGUGCUGGGAGAGGCCUCAUACAGAAACCCCAAGGUCUCACCUCUCCUCUCAGUCUCUCCUUCAGUUCAUUUAGAAAGAGAUGAUGAUUAGGAUUCAUCUCAAUCACCACCUAUGAUUGGGAUUGGUUGGUUCAAAAUUUACUUUUGUACAUUUUUAUUCUAUGACGACCACUAGGUGGCGGUAAAUUGUCAAUUCUGUUUGCAAUAUAAAUUGCACCAAUGUUUGGGGGUGAAACUAUAUUGUUGUACUGCUUUUCUAUUUCAAAUGUACAAUACGUACAAUAUCAAAUCAUAAUUGGAUGAGUGAUAUUUAGAAUUGUGUCCCAUGAUAUCUGGUUAACCUGUACAUUUGUUUAUUUAAGCUUCUAUUUUUAAAUUUACUUAAAUUGCUGUUCAGCACUUGUUCCUUUACAAAGUUAAAUUAACACCAGUUCAAUACUCUGAUUUAUUGUGAUUCUGUCUUUCUCUCUUUCUGGCCUGAUUUGUGUGAGUAAUGGUACAUUCUGAAUCUGUGUUAAGUGCAGUCAUUUCACUUGGUAAUGAGGAUAUGCUGUUAAUGAAAGAAAAACAUUGUUUCUGGAAGGUUGCUUUGAUUACAGAUGACUGCAAAACCAUUAAAGCUGGCACAGAAUGAA
Molecule: messenger RNA, 2402 nt
Organism: Salvelinus fontinalis (brook trout)
Lineage: Eukaryota; Metazoa; Chordata; Actinopteri; Salmoniformes; Salmonidae
Gene: exd1
Product: exonuclease 3'-5' domain containing 1
Exons: 11
Coding region: 154-1851 (565 amino acids)
Biological process (GO): nucleobase-containing compound metabolic process
Molecular function (GO): 3'-5' exonuclease activity; nucleic acid binding
Source: RefSeq, a predicted model, not a curated record